Opisthorchis viverrini is the source of this 1353-nucleotide messenger RNA. RefSeq lists its product as hypothetical. The coding region runs from base 1 to 1353 and encodes 450 amino acids. The record is from RefSeq and is a predicted model, not a curated record. The transcript has 9 exons. NCBI's taxonomy places the organism in Eukaryota, Metazoa, Platyhelminthes, Trematoda, Opisthorchiida, Opisthorchiidae.
AUGCUCGCCGAUGGUGCCAAUAAAAUCAAUAGUCCAUGUGUGAAGCAGAUGUUCAUUGGUGGGGGAAACGGUAAGGAGCGUAGAAGCCCCACAGAUUCUGAUCAACUGAAGACUGAGAGGACUAAAUCUCCACCAGUAUCGGCGGGGUUUUCCGUAGUGGGACGGUUGAAUGAUUUAGCACGCGGUCGGACCAAUCAACUCGGAUGGCUGCACACCUUCGUGUGUGUCCGGAACGCAAGAUCAUGCAUGGAAAUGCACUUUCCUACUGCCUGUACAAGUUUGUGCCGGGUGCUGUACAAGCAACGCAAGGCACACAUUGAAAGCUGUCAUCUAAGUAGGCGCAAUCCCCGAGUUUCCGUCAACCGUGAACGCCAUAAACUGGAGAUCCAGCUGAGUCCCAGUGUCAAUCUGCUCUGUGGGUUAGACUCCGGUUUUCUGUGCCCACAGACUACGCAAAAUGAAGAAAUAGAUGACAUGAAAAGCGAACCUCAUCUCAGUUACUUUUGUGGAAGCCACCAAUCAGAGGACCUUAUUGAGGAACAACACACUCCCUCUUCCGAAUCUAUCCGUCCGUGGGAUGAUUCCUCCAACACAUUUGUUUCUUAUUCAGCCUUAAAUUUAUACACUCCUAAUCACUCUACUUCUGAUCCGGUUCAGUCCCCUAAACUUCACAAAAGUUCACGGUAUACAGCGUGUGACUACCUCGGGCAUGAUCCAACACUGACUUCUGUGCGUAUAUUUGUUCAUUGUCUCGUUGCACUAGAGCCUCUUCACGUUCGUAACGGUGGGUUUUCUCUACGGCCGUAUCGUGCAAACACAAUGAAUUUAUUUUAUCUUGGAUAUCAGAGGAAUAGUAACAAUCAGCGUGAGCACAACUAUCUCGUUGUGUGUAUGAUUCAAGUCACCGUACCAAAGCGACUGAAUGGGAAGCAACCUUCCAGUCGGUAUUUGAAAGAGUUACAAAUGAAGUUGCUUCUGUAUUGGCGUUCACCGAUUCUAACGUGUCUGUUGGAUCAGCAACGGCGCCGUGAAGUUGAUUGUAUACACCAUAAAUCAUACGCGGAGCCUGCUCGCGGCGACUCUGCUGUUUGGCGGCGUCCUUGGCCACAACUAUCAGUAGAAGAUGGCUGGAUUUGUAACCGGCUUGCCAGUGUACACACGUUGACGCAGUUGGUCGGUGAACGACAAGAACAAAACCGACCCGGGAAACUUGGGAAGAAGCCUCGAUCCUGUGUAUCAAUCCGUGAAUCCGAGAAUCCGUUUGCCCGGUUCAACCGAAUGAUGCAUUGUAGUGAUGUGAUUGAGUUUGAGGAAUAUGCCAUCAGCAUCAGAACCAGCGACCAGGGAUACUGA